Ostrea edulis (European flat oyster) is the source of this 1002-nucleotide messenger RNA. RefSeq lists its product as uncharacterized. NCBI's taxonomy places the organism in Eukaryota, Metazoa, Mollusca, Bivalvia, Ostreida, Ostreidae. The coding region runs from base 278 to 898 and encodes 206 amino acids. The transcript is spliced from 5 exons. The record is from RefSeq and is a predicted model, not a curated record.
UUAAUAUACAUUUUUAAAAACCACUAAAUGCACCAAGAAAUAAUGCAUUAAACAAUGGAUUGAAUUAUGAGUUCGAUAGUAGAAUUACUUCGUUGAAAGUAGAAAAAAAUCUUAAUUCCUUAUCCGUGCAAAAAUUCUUACCAGGAGUUAGGUAACACGACUAUGUUAUAGGUUUUCCUUAUUGAUUUCGGAAAGUUGGUUAAUGAUAACGACACGGAACAGUUCGUGAGAUGUCUCCACUCUAGUGGGAUGAUACACGCUGUAUGGUUUCAGCAGCAUGGGACCCAUACGGCUGAAAUAUAUUUUACUUAUAUUCAUUUUCUGCCAUCAUAUUGUCUUGACAACCUCUGCCACAACCAAUGGCAAGCUUCUGGUGGCUGCUGGGAUUGUGACAGCUGCACUGAUGUCAUCAUCCUACGGAUAUUAUUCUUGGACACCCAGUGCAAUAGCUCUUUUAACCGCAAUCCUCCUCAUCACACUGAUACCAACCCAAUCCGACGCAGGGAGCACAUGCACAGCGUCUGGUUACGCCAUAGAUCCCGUGCUCGGAUGUAUCAAGCUCUACAAAUUAACAUCACCAGCAACUCACAGUGAACUGGCAGCUCAAUGUGCGAGUGAUGGCGGGAAACUCCUCCUCGUUAAGUCAGCGGCGGAAAACACGGCACUUGUCAAUCUAAUGAACGCUAACGGAGUGGUCGGUGCCGUCAUACAAGGGUCAAGGGUCACUUCUUCAGACCCCUGGCUCACGGAUUCUGGACAGCCUCUCCCAUACAUCGCCAGCAUCCAAGGCAUAGCUAACGUUGCAGAUCAAACUAAACUUUUGGCAUUGAAUACCGGGUUGUGGCAGCCUUUUAAUCCCGCAGGCACUUCGUUUCGAAAUGCUGUUUGUGAAAUAUAGUAAUCAAAUUAUGUAAUUACCACUCUAUGAAUAUUCGAUUUAUACAGAACACAUGAUCGCAUUUUAGCAAGACAACAAAAUUUGAUAAAAUUUCAAAUACUAUG